This is a messenger RNA of Girardinichthys multiradiatus, 1980 nucleotides long. It is a transcript of the gene nob1, whose product is annotated as NIN1 (RPN12) binding protein 1 homolog. Gene Ontology annotation, molecular function: RNA endonuclease activity. Gene Ontology annotation, biological process: ribosomal small subunit biogenesis; maturation of SSU-rRNA. The record is from RefSeq and is a predicted model, not a curated record. The transcript has 10 exons. Bases 60 to 1475 code for a protein of 471 amino acids. Gene Ontology annotation, cellular component: preribosome, small subunit precursor. Lineage: Eukaryota; Metazoa; Chordata; Actinopteri; Cyprinodontiformes; Goodeidae.
GUUCCUACCCGGAUGAUGCAUUUAAAGCACGCACACGUCAGGAGACUGUUUCCUCUAAGAUGGCGCCGGCCCUGGUGGAGCAUGUUGUCGCGGAUGCUGGAGCGUUUUUAAAGAAAGCUCCGCUGCAGGAAUUCGGCCAGAACAUCUACACUCUGAGAGAGGUUCUGGAUGAGAUCAGAGACAGAGCCACCAGGAGGAGCCUGGCCUUUCUGCCAUACCAGCUCACCUUCAAGGAGCCACAUCCAGAACACAUCAAAACCGUGACGGACUUCUCCAAGAAGACCGGAGACUACCCGAGCCUGUCAGCUACCGACAUCAAAGUCCUGGCUCUGACCUACCAGCUGGAGCUGGAGCAUGUCGGAUCACAGCACCUAAAAACAGAACCAGAGCUUAAGAUGAAAAUUCAGAGCACACAGCGUCACCCAGAGGCUCCAGUUAACAUUGCAGGGUUCCACUUUCCCUCCAAGAGGUCUGCAGACGCUCCGAACGUCGGACAUACCCAGACAGAGACGGAAACAUCCAACCAGUCGGACCAGUUCAACAGCUUCCAGUUCUGGAGGGAUCCCCUGCCAAGCAUCCAUGGAGACCUGAUGGAUUUGCUGGGUCCAACAGAGUCUCUGAAGGCCGAUGUCAAACAGACGGACACACAGGUGUCCUCCCAGACAGCCGAACACUUCAACAGCUUCCAGUUCUGGAGAGAUCCACUGCCCAGCAUCGACGAUGACCUGUUGGCUUUACUGGAUGUGGGUGGAGUCUCACCACAGAUGGAGGAGAGGGCGGGGCUGCCAGUGGACCAAUCAGACAACGAGGAUAAAGAGAACGAACCUGAGGAGGAGGAGGAGGAUGGUGGUGGUGGAGGCUGGAUCACUCCCAGCAACAUCAAACAGGUGAAGAUGGAGUCAGCUGAUUGGACAGAACCGGUUGAUGUCAGAGUGGGGUGUCUGACCACUGACUUCGCCAUGCAGAACGUUCUGAUCCAGAUGGGCCUUCAUGUUCUGUCUGUGAACGGCUUGGUGAUCAAACAGGCCAGGAACUACAUCCUGAGGUGUCACGCCUGCUUCAAGACGACCAGCAACAUGAACAAGGCUUUCUGCCCUCACUGUGGGAACCAAACCCUGAAGAAGCUGGCAGUGACCAUCAACGAUGACGGCAGCAUCCAGAUGCAUUUCUCCAAAAACCCGAAAGUGCUGAACCCCCGAGGGCUGCGGCACUCUCUGCCGCUGCCUCAGGGUGGGAAGCACGGCAACAACCCCCAUCUAGUGGAGGACCAGCGUUUCCCCCAGCAGCGGCUCUCCAGGAAAGCCCGGCAGAAGACAAACGUCUUUGACCCGAAUUACCUGGCUGGAGUGUCUCCGUUCUGCGAGAACGACAUCUACAGCCGUGCCGCCAACCUGCAGAUCAGAGACGGGCAGUGUGGCGGCGGCAGAAGACGGGCCAACCCCAACGCUGUCCGCAGGAAGUUUGUCAAGAAGUGAUGAAGUCAUCGUCGACUGUUUCAUGUUCACUGUGACUCUGCCUCGUUACGGACGGAACCAGGAACAGAAGCACAGUACUGGAUAGUUUGGAACCAGCUGAUGUGACCUAAUAAACCUUUAACCAACCAGUCAGUCUGGAGGUAAAGGAGCUAUAUAAUUACUAAAUAUAAUAGAAACAGUUCUGUUCACAGUAAAACACCCCAGGUCCAAUUCCACAGAUCUCCAGGCUUCCUGAAGGCCUUUCGGGGUUUUUUGGACUGUAUCAGUAAAGAACCUGAUCAUUCAAACAGAAUUUGGUGGAACUGUCCGUUUUUGUCUUUAGAAUAAAGGUUCUGUUCAUAAUUUCAAAGCUCUGACUGAACUACAUUUAUUAGUAUUGAACUGUCUCUGUUUUAAUUAACAUCUGCCUUUAGUUUUCUUCUAGAACUUUGAUCAGGACUCUGGAACAGCAGAUGCUGGAUCUCAGGACUUUACUGUCUGAAUAAAAGCUUUAUUAAUAUUGGAA